Molecule: messenger RNA, 1209 nt
Organism: Trichoderma atroviride IMI 206040
Lineage: Eukaryota; Fungi; Ascomycota; Sordariomycetes; Hypocreales; Hypocreaceae
Source: RefSeq, a predicted model, not a curated record
AUGGCAGCAGCCUCAGUUCUCGCCCCUAACGCUCACUACCCUUCUCAGUCAUAUCCAUCCAACUACUCUUCUCACCAGCCGUCGUCUGGACCAAGCGUCGCCAACAUGAUUUCCUCAGAGCCUCGACGACCGUCCCCCGAUAACGAGUCCUCGGCUCGCCAGUCGCUGCCGUCGAUUUCAGAGGUCAUUUCUGGUGCGCGACCCGGGCAGUACCCUCCACCGGCGCAUGCUCCUCUCCAGCCCGGCUCGAGCUUGCCUUCACCGUUUGCUUCAUCGGCUCGACAGUAUCCCGAAGCCGACAAGCACUCUUCUCAACCUCUGCACGCUGCCGCCUACCCUCGACAGGAUAGCCACCCCGCGUACUCUGAUUCUCCCAGGCCACCAUUCAGCAGUGGCCGACCUGGUCUGCCCCCUGUAUCUGAUCGCCGGGCGACUCCUCCGAUGAAGCACGAUGCCCACCCUCUGCCGCAUCACAUGGUUGAACCGCCGAAGCCGUCUGAUCGCCAUUCAAUGAAUGGCGUGUACUCUCAGCCGCCGCCACCAACUUCUAUUCCAUUUCCCCCAGAGGCCAAUGCGGCUUCGCACAUCUCAGGUCAAUAUGACCCUCGGCCGGCGCCCACACACCUUGAAGAGGCCGACUACGGCAGAGCCCGAUAUGACAACGGAUCAUCGCGAUCAUUUGAGAGCUGGAGCUACCAGGAGGCCCUCAGUAGAAUUGGGACUUGCUCGCGAACGAUUUUCAACUUUGCAGAGGCGUAUGGACGGAUCGCGCAGGAGCAGCAUGGAUCUCAGCCGAUUCCCGAGCGCCUUCCAACUGAGCGGGAGGUGAGCGAUAUGCUCUCCAACGUCGAAUACCUCAAGCGAUCUCUCGAACAAUGCAGAGAAGUAAUCGUAGCAUCGCUCCAGAGCGAGAGGGCUCGCGACGGCGCCAAACCAAAGGGCCCGUAUGACGACGACCAGGACGUUCAAAUGUAUGGCGACUCAAUGAAGCAGUCAUAUGGCAUGACAGAAGUUAAAAAGCGCCGCGGUCGUGCCGCCCCUCCUGGCCGGUGCCACAGCUGCAAUCGGAUCGAUACCCCAGAAUGGAGGCGUGGCCCUGAUGGUGCCAGGACGCUUUGCAAUGCUUGCGGCCUCCAUUACGCCAAACUAGAGCGCAAACGCCAACUCGAAGCAAGAUCGCUACGGCCCAAGCCUGAGGAAAGAAGCUGA